CUUCAGGGAAUGUUCCCUAAAGGACCCAUGAAAUUUCUCAGUGAAUUUAACAACUACUGUAACUUUUCACAGUUUUAAUCUAAAAAGUUUCACUUCAAACACCAAUAGAACAGUAUUAAGAUUUGUACUGCAUCUCAUUUUUAUAAGAAAGGAUUGGUAUAAAGUUUGAGUAUAAUGAGUCCCCUUGCUUAUGAGUUUACAGAGAGCAUUCAUCUUUCAGGAUGAGGCUUUCCAUUCUUAAUUGUUUCAAAACACUCGAGAACCGGGGAGUUAAUUUAAAAUCCCUGCCGUCUCCUCAGCUUCACGCAUUCAUUUGGGUUGGAGGGAUUAGGGUGGCAUCCAUCUUCUAAUUACACACUCAUCAUGCCUUCAACUUGAAGAUUAAAUUGAGACGGAGCAGUCCCAGUGACACAGAGGAUGCAUCAGAGCGCUGCAGAUGGUUGAUGAAGAAACCCAGCGCUGGUUAAGUGUUAAAGUAGGUGCAAUUGAAAGAGUCAAACAGACGUCUGGGAUUGAAGCUCCUCUCUGCACCCUGUUCUAGAUGGGUGUUGGGUUCUUUAUCUUUAACUAUCACCACAUUGUCACAGAAAUAAAGGAGGCAGCUGAUUGGGGAAUCUUUUGGCUUUAGAUAAGAGAAAACCCUUAUCUGUGUUUUCCCCUUGCGGGGGAAAAAUACUUUAAACACCAAUAGCACAAAUCUAACACUGCUGUGACUUCUGACACACUUAAUAAUCUGAUCUAACUGAUGACAUACUUUAAUUGUCAGAUUACUACGCUGAUAACUUCUAAACUUUGCAUGUAGUUGUAAGAUGAUAAGUUGAGAUUUAAAACUUUAGGUGAGAUGAAUAAAUAAAAGUUUUUAGGAGCCAACAGAUGUUGCUUUGCUGCUUUCGCUUAAAUAAUAAAGCCAUAAAGAGACUUGUGAAGGUGUCUGAGGGUGUGUUCGCACCCCUUUGCUUGUUUCCCACUUGGGGGAGGGAGCAAAGGCAUUGUUUCAUCCUGUUGUCGCUCAAGGCUAAUUGCACCCGUAGAAUCUAUUGCUCUUAAAGGCAAUUCGAGUUUAUGUGGGAUUUACUGCUGAGGAUCUGUGGGGGAACACAAGGUGAGGAGAGUUCAACCUUCACUCAGGGUGAAGGAGAAUGAAGAAAACGGUACUGAAGUUCACCAUCCUUGAAGAUCAGUGUAAUUAUGUUCAGGUAUAGUACUGUAAUAAACUAGUUUACUCCCUUAUACACUUUAAUCUGUGUUUGCCAGGCUUAUGUUUCACAUUAUCAAAUAGGUGACUAAAGCCAAGAUUACUUGGAUUGUGUUGUUUCCCCUCAAUAUAUAUUUUUGUACAAACAUUAGGGAUGCACUGAUACUAAAAUUCAGGCUGAUACAUUUGACACCUUGGAAAAGAAAGCGACCAUACAGCUUAGAAAACAUAAUUUCUUCGUCAAAUAUUACAUUUAUUUGAUCUGAAAAAUUGAAGAGUGAGAAAAUGAAACAACAUUUUUGUCACAUUUUGCCACAUAAUCAGUUAUUUUUUACUUUCAUAGAGCUAAUCCAUUUCUAUUCGGACAGACACAGAACCUGCAGUGACGCAAACUUUCAUGUAGAGCAUACCUCAACACACUUUACUCCCAGAUAAGUGUCUUGCUGAAGUUGUACAUAUAAUAAGCCUUUAUGUGAGUCAAGGCGGGAUGGAGAUAAAUGGUCAGAUGUAAUGCUGCACAAAGGUAAACAGCUGGGAUUAAAGGCAAGGCACUUAAAACCAGUCUGUACAGCAUAAUGCUGCAAAAUGACCUGGGCGUCUUACAUAAGCUGAGGAAAGCACACCUCACCUUUGACAUAUUUCUGAUAACAAUUGUAACCUGAGCAGCAUAUUUUUUUUUUAAAUGGGAAUUCUAAACAAGCUGUUACUGUAUAGAGGAAGUGAAAGUGAUUGUUUUGAAGAUGGAGCACUUUAAGGCUUUCAGGACAAGAACAAGUAAAACUCCCGCAGUUUUCUCAGAGAUGGUGCCGGGUUGGAGACGGAGUGAUAAUUGCAACCUGGUCUCGCAUGAUUCAGUUAAAAGCUGUAAUGUAAAUUCUCAUGCAGCUGUGGUGCAGUAGAACUGCAGAACGUGUCUUUUAACGUGCUUUCUCUGCUGUAUCACCACCCAGUUGAUCUCAAAGUGACUGUGCGUAUUUACAUGUUACACAACUUGCAACCUCUGUUCAGUUUUAUACUUGUGUGUGUGUUUGUGUGCGUGUGCAAAGGUUACUUAAGAUGAGCUGCAUGAGUGAGCUCUUUUCAGAUGGACAGAGCACCAGCAGGAGAAGGAGCAUCAUGGCAUUGCUCUUGUGGGUCGGCCUGUCGCUGCUGCUGGCUGUCCAGUCCGGUGCGGUCAGAAACUGCCAUCCCAGCUGUCACUGUGAGGUGGAAAGCUUCGGGCUCUUUGACAGCUUCAGCCUGACCAGGGUGGACUGCAGAGCCAUGGGCCCCAGUGUCACCAUGCCUAUUGCCAUCCCUUUGGACACCGCCCACCUGGACCUGUCGUCCAAUGAUAUGGGCCCUCUCAGCGAUGCCAUGUUAGCCGGUCCAGGCUAUACCACACUAAUUAGUCUGGACCUCAGCAGCAACAAAAUUACUAAGGUUAGCCCCAGUGCAUUGUCCAAACUGCGAUACCUGGAGAGUUUGGAUCUGAGCUACAACAAUCUGGAGAGUCUGUCUCCAAGCUGUUUCUCGGGCCUCCCUCUGGCCGAGGUGGACCUCAGUCACAACAGUUUCCAGGAGUUUGACAUGGCUGUGUUCGCUGCUAAAGUGAAUGGUGAACCUGUCACUGUGGAUCUGUCCCAUAACAAGCUUGUGUCAGUUUCUGCCACCUUGCAUGGAAGAGCUUUACAUAUUCAGAGUGUCAAUUUGUCAGUGAACCAGCUGGUUAACGUACCAAACAUGGCGGGACUUCCACUGAGGUACCUAAAUCUGGAUGCUAACCCAAUCCUGAAAAUUAAGAAGGGAGCUUUUGCUCAGCUGAAAGAUUUGGUUUAUUUAUCCCUCAGUGGCCUCGGUGGACUUCAUGAAAUUGAGCCGCAUAGCUUCAGCGAUCUCCAGAACCUGCAAGUUCUGGACCUCUCGAAUAACUCGAAACUUAAGAAUCUGAGCCCUGCAGUCUUCUGUGGACUAGACUCUCUGCAGGAGCUCAACUUGUCUGGCUCUGGUGUGACUUCUUUGCCAACCAACAUGUUGAGCCACCUUCCCAGCAUCAAGAGUAUCACUCUUGGACAAAGCGUCCACUGCUGGAGGACGCAAAAACAGGGACAGUUCCACCGACAGAUGGGGCAGGUCCAGCAUAACGAAGAGCUGCACUGUAACGUAGACGGCAUUGUGUCGUGAGACCAGGCCUCAGGAAAUGAACCACUCCUAACAUUCACGACUGCAGGGCUGAGGCUUGUCGUCUGCUCUGAUAUGUAAAACAGUCUGAGUCGCUCUCGCUCUGUUAAAUCUGUUCUCUGGUGAUACUGUGGAUCACACCUUUUCAUUUUUAUGAAGCUUUGAGAAAUCUUUGGACACUUUAUAAUACUUGCUGUAUUUUUAGCAGCACAGGCCAACUUCUUCAUUGUUUUAAUAUAUUUCACUUUUUAAACUCAUAAAAAAAACGCAUCAUGAAUUAAUUUUAAUAUGUUGGAGUCAUAUCUUUCACUUCAUUGGAUUGUCUUAAGAUCUACUUGAACGUAGUCCUAAUGUGGUAUUUUCUUUAAUAUUGUACUUAUACAAGUCAGAAAUUGACGAACAUUGUUACCAUUUAACCACUAAAAGUACUCAAGACUUUGAAUGUCUGGAUGAGGGGACAAUUUUUAACUUGAUUAGAUUUUUUUUUUCUUAUCAAUUUGUUUUUUUUUUAUAUUGUGUUCAAUUUAUCUCAGAUUUCAGAACUUGAAUUAUUUUUUUCACAAUAAUGGAGCUAGCCUUUUCUAGCUAGAAGCAAAAACCAGGCUGCCCACUUUAAGCAAUAUAAAACAUACAAACACAUUUCUCUUUAUUUUAUGCAUUUCAAAAUAAAAUGAACAUACAAUUGCAAAUUGUACAGUGGUGGUAAAAUAUAAAACAUCCACAGUGCAAAUGAUUUUAUUCCACCUCCUAUCAAAAUAUUUUCUGUUCCAAACAACUAUUUUGGGUCUGAAUUUGUUAUUUACAACUCAGAAAUUCUGACAUCCGAGGACAAAUUGAAUGCAUCGUUUGACUAAAGUUGCCACCAGACCUUAAUAUCUUAUCUUGGUUUAGCUUAGCAGUUAUUUAGCUUAAUCAUUCUGGUUGGUUUAAUCUACAAUAGGUAAUGUCUGAAAGGUUGUCCACUUUUCGUGUUACCCUGUUGAACCUUAAAGCAGCAAUGCACAGUGUUUUGGGAUAUCUAUUGUAUAAAAAUCUUUAAAAUUAAGAAAACAAAAAUCAGAUGUAGUGUUAUAGCCUUACAACAAACAAUGUUGUUCCUUGUUGACCUGGGCAAAUUGACAGGAUCUGACUUAAAGGAAGUUCAGUCUGGUGUUACUCCGCUGGUUGAGGUUGAUGUUUUGGUUCCUAAUUAUUCCAGUUUACAUGCUGAACUGUUAAACUACUAAACACCACAUUGUAAGUCACUUUGGAUGAAAACCUUCCUCUAAAUGAAUGUAUGGUAUUGAAUGUAAUAUAACAGUUGCGGUCUAUUUCAAGACUUUAACUAACCUCUGCAGUAGGCAUGGUCAGCUUAAGAUCAGUUUCAUAACCUCGUGUUAAGCUACUACAAAGCCUGGCAUUUAUGCAAAAAAUUCAAAUACAGAUAUUAUAAAUGAUAACUUGAACAUUAAUUUAACAAACACCCUCCAAGUUUGUAAUUUUCAAAUGCUGACUUUGCAGGAGAAAAUUUGGAACCGGCCCAUGAAUAUAUUGCAUCCUAAAUGAAUCCAUUAUUUGUCAAUGAGUCAAUUGAAUUAAUCAAAUGACUCAUUUUGAUUUAUGAUUUAUUUUAACUUUGACCAAAAUUCAGAAUUCAGUCAAAUCUCAAAGUUGAAGAGGUUACAUGCUCAAGACUCUGGCACUUUCUCAAACAUCCGGUUAAAAUGUAUUAUUUCAAAUUUAGUGUUUUUUUUUUUUUACUUGUAACACUUUCCACUGUGUAGCAUUUAUUUCAAGCCUCACAAGCUGCCUUUUGUAUUAUUUUUUCCAACAAAUAUUAAACUCUAGAUUUAAUGACCAAAACUUAUUUUUUUGCUUAGUUUGAAGUCCAUUUUCUCUGACCUCUGAUUACUUUGCCACUGUAAUGGCACAGCAGCCUGCGUAAACAAGGUCAGAACUAGUUGACAAAAAGUAAGCCUCGAUUUACUCUCAUGUUCUUUAGUGACCAAGUUUAGUUUCCCUGGACAAAUUGGACCACUGACAGUUUAUCACAAAUUCUGUAUACCAAGUUAUUUUUGUUUUGUGUGAUGAUGCACAUUUGUAAACUUGCCUUAAUAUUCCUUUUGCAUUAAGAGGAGAAUCAGUUUCAAGAAAGAUUGUGGGAACUGGAAUUUGCCUUCAAACUGUCCACUUUAAUGAAAACGUUUUAGUUUAAAGAUCUAUAUUUGUAUGAAUGUAAGUAAACUGUACAUAACCAUAUUAAUAUGUAAAUCUUAUGUGUAAUAAAUUGACCCCUCUCACACUGUGAA
Molecule: messenger RNA, 5643 nt
Organism: Poeciliopsis prolifica (blackstripe livebearer)
Lineage: Eukaryota; Metazoa; Chordata; Actinopteri; Cyprinodontiformes; Poeciliidae
Gene: tsku
Product: tsukushi small leucine rich proteoglycan homolog (Xenopus laevis)
Exons: 3
Coding region: 2252-3358 (368 amino acids)
Molecular function (GO): protein binding
Source: RefSeq, a predicted model, not a curated record